This is a messenger RNA of Dromaius novaehollandiae (emu), 5191 nucleotides long. RefSeq names its product centrosomal protein 120 (gene CEP120). Gene Ontology annotation, biological process: interkinetic nuclear migration; positive regulation of centriole elongation; centrosome cycle. Gene Ontology annotation, cellular component: centrosome; centriole. The transcript is spliced from 21 exons. Bases 189 to 3254 code for a protein of 1021 amino acids. The record is from RefSeq and is a predicted model, not a curated record. NCBI's taxonomy places the organism in Eukaryota, Metazoa, Chordata, Aves, Casuariiformes, Dromaiidae.
CUCCUCCGCCCCGGCCGGAAGCGACGCGCGGGGCGGUCGCCGCUGUUGCUAGGCGGAAGCGCGGCGGGAGGCGGCGGUUGGCGUUUAAAGGCUCCGCGGCGGCAAAGGGCCGCGAGUGGCGCCGCUGCGAGUCGCGCUGACGGCGCCGCCUCCCCGCGACCCGGAGCAGCGCCGGGCGGAGCGGGGACAUGGUGUCCAGAGCCGCCGACCGGCUGCUCAUCGUGGUCUCCAUCCUGGAAGGGCGCUAUUUUCCAAAACGACCAAAGUGUAUGCUUAUAGUUGAAGCGAAGUUUGAUGGUGAACAGCUGGCUACUGAUCCUGUAGAGCAUACUGACCAGCCUGAAUUUGCCACUGAAUUGGCUUGGGAACUUGAUAGGAAAGCACUUCAUCAGCACAGGCUGCAGCGUACACCUAUCAAACUCCAGUGUUUUGCAUUGGAUCCUCUAACUUCAACUAAAGAGAACAUAGGCUAUAUUGUACUUGAUUUAAGACCUGUCCAGGAAAAGAAACAGACACCAAAAUGGUAUCCUUUACUUAGUAACAAGUACACUAAGUUUAAAUCUGAGAUACAAGUAGGUGUUGUGUUGGAAACUGAUACAAAAGCAGUGGUGGAUGGUUUUAAAGCAAAGGAGGCGCCUCCUAGAGAAGGGAAAGUAUCCACCCUCCUUUCUGGACUGGACCCUAAAAGUAUUGUAGCAAUCCUGAAUGAAGAAGAGGGCUAUCAUCAAAUUGGACCAGCAGAGUAUUGUAGAGACAACUUUGUUUUGUCUGUAACUAUUGCAUUUGCCACACAACUAGAACAGUUAGUUCCUAGUACUAUGAAGCUUCCUGAACGACAGCCUGAGUUUUUCUUCUACUACUCACUAUUGGGAAAUGAUGUCACAAAUGAACCUUUCACUGAUUUAAUUAAUCCAAACUUUGAGCCAGAAAGAGCUUCAGUUCGAAUACGUAGCACAACUGAUGUCCUCCAAGUUUAUCUUUGUGCACAGUCAAAACUGCAGAUCCAUCUUUGCUGUGGGGACCAAUCUCUUGGAAGCACUGAAAUACCACUGUCUGGACUGCUGAAGAAAGGAAAUGCAGAGAUUGAUCAGCACCCUGUGGCAAUAGAAGGAGCAUUCAUCCUUGUUCCGCCAAACAGAGCUAAACAAAAACUGCCACAGUUGCCUUUGGACAUGGCUCCUACUGUUGGAGUAUCUGUAGUUCUGCAAAAGGAAAGCUUUUGUGCCCAGCCUUUCAUCACCUUAAAUGCUCCAACUGAAUCUGAACACCCACAGAAGAAAGUUCUUUCACCUACUAGGAGAAAAGCAGAGGGCUUGGAGCAGAGAUACCAGAAUGUCCCAUCUCAUACUGACCAGUCUUCUCCCACAGAAGAUGAAGCAACAGAAAGUGAAAUGGAAAGUCUUAAGUCUGAUAAAGGCACAAAGCUAAAUAAAAAUGGGUUGGUGUCUGAGUCUUGCAAAGAAGUUAACAAACAGUACACUGAAGAGCUACCAGUUUGCAAAUCCCAAAGCAGAGCAAAGUCACCUUUGUCAGAGCUGCAAUUUUCCACUGAGAAUGCUCCAGAAGCUGUAUCUCAGUCCAACCCUGUGGGUGCAUCAAGUUCUUCUGAGCCUGCUUCAGCACAGAAAAUUGUCAUUCCAGCAGCCUCUCACCAUUUUUGCUUUUCAAUAGAUUUACGAAGUAUACGUGGUCUGGAAGUUGGGUUUCCAAUAAAUUGCAUUUUAAGGUACUCAUAUCCCUUUUUUGGCAGUGCAGCACCUAUUAUGACAAACCCACCUGUAGAAAUCAGAAAGAAUAUGGAGGUUUUUCUUCCCCAAUCCUACUGUGCAUUUGAUUUUGCCACAACACCUCAUCAGCUUCAAGACACAUUCUUCAGGUUACCCCUGCUUGUUGAAUUGUGGCACAAGGAUAAAAUAGCCAAAGACUUGCUUCUAGGGGUUUCAAGACUUCAACUUUCAAAUGUUUUGGCUUCGGAAAAAACCCGGUUCUUGGGUGCUAACGGUGAACAGUGCUGGCGCCAGAUCUAUAAUGAAACAAUCAGUGUCACAGCAGCACAAGGGUCAAGUAACAGAAUAGCAGAGCUUUCUUAUGCCAUCACUUUGGAAGACUAUGGGCUUGUGAAAAUACAUGAAGUUCUGGUGUCGGAUUCUUCUCAAUGUGUAGGUGCUGGUCAGCAGCAGCAUGUCCCUCAGCCUCAUGCUCCAGAAAUCCAGCCAGAGCCUCGAGAAACUCUUGAAUACAAAGCAGCACUGGAGUUAGAAAUGUGGAAGGAAAUGCAAGAAGACAUUUUUGAAAAUCAGCUUAAAAAGAAGGAAAUGGCCCAUAUGCAAGCACUUGCAGAAGAAUGGAAGAAAAGAGAUAAAGAGAGAGAAGCACUAGUGAAGAAAAAGGUAGCAGAAUAUACUGUUUUGGAAGAACAACUUCAGAAAACCCUGAGAGAUCUAGAUAAACGAGAGCGACAGCUUUUUAGUGCAGAAUCAGAGCUUCAAAGAGUAAAGAAGGAGUUACAAGCAGAGUAUGAGCGAAAUAUGCAAGAGUUACAGGAUUCUGUACGGCGAGCCAAAGAAGAAUGUGCGCAUCAGGUUGAGCUGGAAAGGUCAAAAAUCAAACAGCUGGAAGAAGACAAGCUUCGCCUACAGCAGCAGCUUUUUGAAGCAGAAAAUAAGUAUAAAAUUUUGGAGAAGGAAUUCCAGCAGUAUAAAGAACAACAAAGUUGCAAACCAGAAAUCCGUCUACAAUCAGAAAUAAAUCUUCUCACUUUAGAAAAGGUUGAACUUGAAAGAAAGUUGGAGUCAGCUACCAAGUCAAAGCUCCACUACAAACAGCAAUGGGCAAGGGCUUUGAAAGAACUUGCGAGGUUAAAACAGCGUGAACAAGAAAAUGCAAUGGCUCGCCUUAAAAAGCAGCAACAAGAGCUGGAGCACAUGAGGCUGCGCUAUUUGGCAGCAGAAGAGAAAGAGCUGGGGAAAACAGACCGACAAGAGCUGGAGGACAUCAGAAAUGAACUUAACAGGCUAAAGCAACAAGAAGAAGAAAGAAAGCAAUUGCAAGAUGCUGGAGAGAAUUUUGCUGGUAGAGCGGACAGUCUUCAGUCUAGAAAAUUAAAUGAGAACAUGGAUGAUUAUCUAUCUCGUCUGAUAGAAGAGAGGGAUACCCUGUUGAGAACAGGAGUAUAUAAUCAUGAAGACCAUAUUGUAAGUGAACUUGAUCGUCAAAUCAGAGAGGCUAUUGAAAAAAGGAACAGCACUAAAUAGAAGCAUAUAGGAAACUAUAAGAAGUCAGAGCCUAAGUUGGAACAGAGUAAUUAAUUUUGUAAACCUGUAGUUCUUACUCUGCAAAGAUGUAAGGACAUGCUUAAUUUUGCACGCUGUUGUUAGCCUUUUUGAAGUCAAUGUAAAUAUUUGCAACAUAUGACAUUAAGGACAGUUUUAAGUUUUAUGGGGGGGUUGCUGCUUUUUUAAUGUUUUUAUACCAUAUUUAUAUAUGUGUAAAAUAUGUAUUUAUUUUGUGUACUCUUCUGAAAUGUUUUCUACCUCUUUGCAUCACCCUGGCUAGAUUUACUUGUAAUAUUUUUAUGGCCCUAAAGUUUUUUGUUCAAUAUUAUCAUAAUUUAUUACAAUUUUAAAAAAAAUCUUUUCAACAGUACUAGGAAAAAGUGACAUUAACUUAAGCAAAGUGCUGUACUUGAACAAAUGUCAUUUCUUAUCAAAUUGCAAGGUAUUCAAUUUUUGCUUCUGCACCCAUAGUCAAGAUAACUAAGUUCUGUAGCUAGUAUUCUUUUAAGAGCAUAGGUUUUGGAAAACUUGUAAUAGCCAGUGAUAAGAUUUUUGGGGGGGGGGGUGGAACCCAAAGAAAAAUCUAUCAAACUGAAACUCCAUGAAAUACUGAGUAACUAAAUCUGGGAUGAACAUGUGAGGGGGUAAAGCCCUAAUUCAGGAACACCUGUGCAUGCUUAUAUCCAUCCCUAAUGAGGAAGGAUAUUUGAAGCGCUGAUUAAGUGCAUUUACAUACCUCAUUUAAAUCUGAACACAUACAUAGUAAAAGUAACAAGAGCUUUUCUAAGUAAAGAUGUUUUCCUUAAUCAAGGUCUAACCCAUUUACAGUGACUAACCUGAAUAUCAAAGCAUAUUUUCUCAAUACCACUUAAAUUGUAUGUGAUUUUUAUUCAGUUGUUGAAAUAUGAACAAGACAAAGUAUCAAGUUGUUAAAAACCAGAAGAGAAAUCUACCAGAAAUAUUAGUUUGUGCAUAAUCACAGUUGAAUAAGGACAGUUUUGGAUUCCAGCCUUCACUCAGUUUCAGUGAUUUUAAAAUCAUAUGUGUGGAUCUAGCUAGCUAUAUAAACUUAGAACGCUGUCCUACCAGUAGGGGGUUUUGUCUGUCCCAUUGGCACAAAUGUUUUUCUUUUUGAAUCUUGUAUAUUUGAAGAGAAAAAAAUCCUAGGAUUUGAUUUGUUUUAAAAUGAGCAGAGAUAACCAUACAAAAAUUCCUUUUUCUGAACAUAAGAAAAUUAGUGUACUUCCAUGGACAUAACUGUGUAAGUGUUACCUUCCUCUUUUGGAUGGUAUGAGUUACAGAAUACAGACUUUCUAUUGCAUCUGGGUGUGCCUCUCAAGUGCAUUAUUUCUCCUCCUCUAACAACUAACCUACCUCCUUGUGUAACAAACUGUUUGUUUAGGCCCAUUAGAAAAGCUUUAAACAAGUUAUAUAAAUACCAAGAUCUUUUUUCCAUGGGAAAUUAUUACUUAUGGAUGCUAAAUUUCACAAGAAAUGCUUUUUUGAUACUUUGUACACUUACUUUGUUCUUGUAUUUUUUUUAAUGAGUGUUCUUAAAGAGGUCCCACUCUGCUAGCAAAAGGAAUAAUACAUGUUUAUAAAUCCAUGACAGUUAAAUUUUAAAAUUUGUACGUUAUGGCUGUAUAUCUUAUCACUGAUGCAUGAGCAUAUGCAAUUAUAAUAAAAUGAAUGAGGGGGUUGCUUGUAUUUUGAAGGGAAGACCUGAAGCCGUUUUUCUUCAAAUGCCUUUGCUAGCAGUGUAGUUUCUUGUUCAAACACGAGGGGGUGCAUUAGACUUAAAGAUCUCAAAAUGGUUGAAUGUAAAAAUUCCUAUAAUGAAUAAUUGGUGAUCUUUCAUAUUGGUAUUCUUUGACUUUUCAGGUGUGUUAUUAAAUAAAAUUCAAAUUUUAAGUAUU